Messenger RNA from Sitodiplosis mosellana (orange wheat blossom midge), 1769 nucleotides. Its product is annotated as homeobox protein Mohawk. Lineage: Eukaryota; Metazoa; Arthropoda; Insecta; Diptera; Cecidomyiidae. Gene Ontology annotation, biological process: cell development; muscle organ development; regulation of transcription by RNA polymerase II. Bases 466 to 1536 code for a protein of 356 amino acids. Gene Ontology annotation, cellular component: nucleus. Gene Ontology annotation, molecular function: DNA-binding transcription factor activity, RNA polymerase II-specific; RNA polymerase II cis-regulatory region sequence-specific DNA binding. The record is from RefSeq and is a predicted model, not a curated record. The transcript is spliced from 6 exons.
AACAUUCAUCGUGACAAUAUUCGUGUUUAUUUUAAGUGUUUCUUAUUCUUUGGCUCAUUUUCAUUCAGUAUUUAAGGUAUGUGCAAUUUUUUCUCGCCUUUCAGUCGAUUCUAAUCCAUGUCGCGUGCAAAACACAGUGUACCAAGCACAAAUUCGCCUGAAUAAUUUAAGCGAAUCAACAACAACAAACCGAACAAAAAGAAAAGAAAAUAAAACGAAGAAGAAGAAAAAUAAAAUAAUAUUUGGAUGUGAAAACAAGAAUUGUACGCUUUGUGGUGUUUGGCAGGUCAAAAAUAGAAAAUAAAGUCCAGUAACGGUAGUUAUUUUUCUACUGGUAGUGGCUGGCACAAAGAGAGAGAGAAGGAGAAAGAUACCCAGUGGUCGAAUAGUAGCGUCGUGUGUUAUUGUGUUUAUUUUAAAAUUAAUUCAAUAAGAAACUAGUUUAUUUUCGGCUGUGCUAAUUUAAUGAUAAAAUUAAAAAUGGAUAAGGGUACGCGUCCCAUAAGAAGUAGAAUGCAUAGUAGAAGAUCCUGGACACCUGUCUCCGGUGAUCUAAAUCGGCCAGUUAAGCGUCUGUUCACACCUGAGAUCAAGCGAAUGCUCAAGGAUUGGUUGGUGCGACGACGAGAAAAUCCAUAUCCAAGCCGAGAGGAGAAGAAAUCAUUAGCUCAAAAAACUGGAUUAACCUAUAUUCAGAUUUGCAAUUGGUUUGCGAAUUGGCGACGAAAACUUAAAAAUGCUGGCAAAGAACCACAGAAGAACACAUGGGGUAAUUUGAUAAAAAACUAUAACACCAAUGCCCGUGGAAAUGUGGAACAGUUCAGUAUUUGUUCGAGCGACAGUAUUUGGGAAGACGAAGAGCGUCGCAACGAAUACAUUGGCAACAAAAUCGCUAAUGCCAAUCGAAUGGCCGGAAAUUCACCGCAAUCCGCAAUGUAUUUCAAUAGUUUCCUUCGAUUUGAUCAGGACGUUUAUGUGAAACCCACGUACAAAAAUUCAGACAACAAUCAUGAGAAGAUUGAACACUUAGGUCAAUCGAAUGCGGAUGCUAAAAGCGAUGCCACCGACCUUUCAAACGAACAAUGUUAUCAGUUUGCUCGAACAAAAUUCUGGGUUGAUUCACAGGUAAGCUCGACGACAAACAACAAUAACGGUGAUUCUGUGAUUCAUAUGAAAGCAAGCAACGAACAAAUGGAAGUGGCGUUGAAGCAGCAACAGGCCAAUUGCUUUCCCAAUCCGAAAUACAAAAAUCAAAUCAUGGAAAAGUAUUUACAAAGUCUAGACAGUACACAGGAUAACAAAGGCAAGUGUGGGCUUGAAUUAUCGAAAUGGCUUGAAAGUGCAGCUAAGUUUACGCCUGAAAAGAAUAACUACAUCGAAUGGGAUUCAAAAAAGAUGUGUGCCAAACAAGACGAAUACCAGGACCAGUAUCUAGCUGAAACUAAUAUUACCAGCAUUCAUCAGAAAGAAGAGCUGGACGCAGCCGAAGCGCUCACUUUUUUGGCCGGCAACUUCAAAAGUCGAUGGGUCAAAUAAAGACAUUUCUUUGUUUAUUGUUGGAAGUGAUUAAUUUUUAUGAGUAUCAUUUUUCUAACGCAUUCCAUCACGGAAUCUUUGGUAGUUUGAAUUCUUGAAUUUCGACCAUACAUUUUUUUUUCUAUCACUUACACAACAAACGAAAGAGAAUUAUUUUAUUUAAUGACUGUUAAGUACAACAAUUGAUGUUGAAUUUAUUUUUAUUAUACCAAAUCUUGAAUAUAUAUAUUUUU